CUGCUUUUCACCUCUGAAAUCUAUUGAGCAUAAUAAUUAUUCGAGGCUACAACAUGGCUGUAUAAGCUUGCUGUCCCGAAAAAUGCCUGUCAUCUUACUCUACGUCAAAUUACGGGCCCAACGCGGACUUCACGGAACGAUGCCAGGCAACACAGGUCCCGAUCACGCCAUGAACCGUUAGGAUGACCUGAGUGGAGGCUGACAAUGCUGCACCUCACUACUUUCAGUCAUGGCUAACCUUUCUCUGACGCGUUCAUGGCCUCCUUAAGCGAAGUGCAUCGCCGAUGUCGACUGUUGUUCCUGGCUCUGUUUGCUCUUUCGUCGGCAACUACUUUUGUCGCUGCUUUUGAGCAGAAAGUGUUUGGUGUUGGAGAGGAUACUCUAACCCUUACCAACCGUGAUAAGUCUAUAGCCAUUGUCGGUGCGGGGAGUGCAGGUCUGGCUGCUUUGAAAGCUCUACUCGAGUUACCACAGGAGGUACGCCAGAACUGGGAAAUUGUGCUAUUUGAAGAACGCCGGAAUGUCAGUGGCAUAUGGCUCCCUGAUUUGAAUGACCCGCAUCCACCAAAGUUGCCCGAAACGCCACUCUAUCCAUCCCUCAGGACGAACACUCCACAUCCAACUAUGACCUAUCCACAUUUUCCAUUUCCGCCAAUGACUCCCGUCUUCCCUACUCAUGAAUACGUCUCCCAAUACCAUUAUGAUUUCGCAAAACACUAUGGGCUUAUACAAUAUAUACGUUUCAACACGAGUGUUGUCCGAACCGAAUGGAUAGGGAACUCGACUACGGGAAAGUGGAACAUUACAUCAAGACACCAAAACGCAGAUCUGGAGCAACAUGGAUUAUUUGACCAUCUUAUCGCAGCUAAUGGGCAUUAUCAUUAUCCUCGUAUUCCGACGUGGCCAGGUCAGGAUGACUGGCUGACUGCAAACAAGAGUAGGGAGAUCUUGCACUCAAUGUAUUGGAGGAACGGAACGAAAUACGCAGGCAGAAAUGUACUUGUCGUUGGAGGCGGAGCAAGUGCAAGGGAUGUCGUUCUGUAUACAGCUUCUCAUUGUCAUAAGAUAUUCCUCUCAUUGAGAAGCGGAAAUCCACCCAAUCGCCUCAAUGAACGAUAUAUUCUUAAGCCUGGGAUUUCGCAUUUUACAGCGGAUGGCGUUGUGUUCAUGGAUGGUACGGUUGCCAAUGAUGUUGAUGCAGUCGUACUGGGGACGGGUUACGAACUUCGCGCCCCGUUUCUCACAGCUGGAGACGCUCUCCUCAUUUCCCCAAGCGCAAACGAAUCUUAUCCCCAUCCAACACAUAUUACGACGAACUUGCGGUACAUAUAUCCUUUACACGAACAUAUAUUCUCGCUUGCAUCAUCCUAUCCUCCAACGGCACUGUCGUUCGUUGGUCUCAACGCGCUUGUAGCUAACUGUCCUACGGACUUUGCACAAGCAAUGCUUGUCGCACAUGCUAUUGCAAACCCUGGGAUUCUUCCAUCUCGACACGAAAUGCUCAACUCACUGCGUAAAAGAGAGGCACAUUAUUAUGAACGCGGGUAUGAUCCAUAUCGCGUCGGUCAUCGGCUGGAGGAUGUGGACGGUUUUGGAAAUGCGUCAUAUGUGUAUGAGGAAGGUCUUCUCAACUUCUUAAAGGAUCGAGGUGCUGUUCCGGAUGACGGGAGGCCUUAUGUUGAGCAGUGGAGACGGCUGAGGUUCGAGGAAUUCCAGACGCUAUGGAGAGCCUGGAAACGGGUUGAAGACCGUGGCUCUCUUGCUAUAGAGCAAUGGUUAGAUGGAAUACGGACGGAGAACGAAUGGGGAGACCUGAUGCAGAGACUUAUCCGCUGGGAGAAGAAUCACGAGAACAGUUGGAUAGAUUAGGAGAAUUGUUCUCUCAUUCUGUUUGGACUAAUAGCCUUCUCGUGCCGUGCGGAGGAUAUGGUAGGUGCAAGGCAAAGACAGUGAAGAGAGUAGCCAUGACCUCUUUUCCGAAUGUACGUAUUUGAAUUGAACAGGAAUAACAUCACAACACCAGGCUCUUCCAACUCAGUAGGAUGUCAAGAAAAAGUAUCCUGUGGAGUUCAAAGAUUCUAUUUUAUUACGUUUUCAAUGUCACCUAUUACAGGCAGUAUUUCCUAGUAACUACUCUGAUAUUCUGGCUAGCCUCUUUUCUUUUUCUUGUCACCAUGUCUUUGACUCUGAUGUGCCGACCCUCCACGUUGUUCCGAUCCGCUAUGUUGUUCCGAUCCUCUAGAUUCAGAGGCUUGUAGCGUGUUCUGUCUCCGCUUCCCGUGCACGUUUACCUGGGUCAGCCACUAUAAUCAGAAGUGGAGGAUCGCCUCCUUGAUAGACAUUCUCUUAUUUGGAUCGACCUCUAGGAGUCUUCGAAUGAAAUCUCUUCCUGCGCGAUACCAUACCUCAGUCGCAUAUUCUCCCUACUCGAAACUGUAGAGAAACUACUCACCUCUGGAAGAUACGUCUUGUGGUAGAUAUUGCUUUAGCAUUUCCUCAACUAUGUCAUUCGUUAUUCUACUUCCAAC
Messenger RNA from Fomitiporia mediterranea MF3/22, 2528 nucleotides. Its product is annotated as FAD/NAD-binding domain-containing protein. The coding region runs from base 256 to 1869 and encodes 537 amino acids. The transcript is spliced from 4 exons. NCBI's taxonomy places the organism in Eukaryota, Fungi, Basidiomycota, Agaricomycetes, Hymenochaetales, Hymenochaetaceae. Gene Ontology annotation, molecular function: flavin adenine dinucleotide binding; N,N-dimethylaniline monooxygenase activity; NADP binding. The record is from RefSeq and is a predicted model, not a curated record.